Messenger RNA from Scleropages formosus (Asian bonytongue), 3017 nucleotides. RefSeq names its product RRN3 homolog, RNA polymerase I transcription factor (gene rrn3). The record is from RefSeq and is a predicted model, not a curated record. Gene Ontology annotation, cellular component: nucleus. Lineage: Eukaryota; Metazoa; Chordata; Actinopteri; Osteoglossiformes; Osteoglossidae. The transcript has 18 exons. Gene Ontology annotation, biological process: transcription initiation at RNA polymerase I promoter. The coding region runs from base 111 to 1952 and encodes 613 amino acids. Gene Ontology annotation, molecular function: RNA polymerase I general transcription initiation factor activity; RNA polymerase I core binding.
UCUCCUGUCGGGAGUGAUGUGCGCUGAGGCAUGUUCGCACAUGUUCAGUUUGACACGACGCUGAGCAACGUUUGUAUUUACGAAUAAACCAUCAUAUUUUGUGAGCAGCCAUGGAGCUUGACCAUGACUUCCUGAACACCCCGCCCAUGAAGACGGUGCGCUUUGGGGGGAGUGUCACGGACACGCUGAUGAAGUUCAGGCAGGGAGACACGAGCGAUUACGAGCUGCUGAAGCACCAGCUCGCGGAUCCUGACAUCAAGGAUGCUCAGAUCAUCAACUGGCUGCAGGAACUACGCAGCUGCCUGAGCCAACUGACAAAGGACCACGAGCAGCUUGUGCACGCUGCGCUGCGGCUGCCUUGGCUCGGGCGAAGCGCUGCGGUCGUGGAGGAGUACAUGGCUUUCCUGGGGAACCUGGUGUCAGCCCAGACCGUGUACCUGCGGUCGUGCCUCAAGAUGAUCGUCUCCAAUUUCACCCCUGGGCGAAUCGUGAUCCAGGAAGGAAACGUCAACAUCUCGGACUCGGAUGACAACGAUGAGCAUCUUCCCCGGAACUUUGACCUCUGCCACCAAGCGCUGCAGAUGAUUGCGCGUUACGUUCCAUCAACAGCCCGCUUCUUGAUGCCCAUCCUUUGUGAGAACUUCCCUUUUGUGACAAAGUCUUCAAGAACUCUGGAGUGCUAUGUUCACAACCUCCUCCGAGUCACCGUUUACUUCCCCGUACUGCGCAGAGAGAUCCUGGAGCUGGUCGUCAGCAAGAUGCUCAAGCUGGACGUGAGCGCCCCCCGCAGGGAGAUUGAAGAUGCGGAGGAGAACGCAGCCCAACAGCAGCAGAGUGGGGGGGCCCAGGACGAGUGUCUCUUCGACAUGGAGGAUGACGAUGGCAUUCCCAGGAGCCCCAGUGGGCCGGGGGUGGAGAUUAGUGUAAUGGAGCACCCCGUGGCUGAGCGCCUGGACGUGCUCAUGGCCGUCCUACUAGCCUACAUCAAAGACAUGUGCCACAGCAAUGGUGUUCUCCAGCUGGAGCGCACCAAAGAGCUGUACAGGGACCUGGUGUGUGUGUUCGACAAGCUGCUGCUGCCCACGCAUGCCUGCUGCCACGUGCAGUAUGCCCUCUUCUACCUAUGCAGCUUCCGCGUGGGUCUGGCUGAGGCCUUCCUGGAGCACCUCUGGAAGCUCCUGCAGAGCCCCUCCCAGCCGGCUAUUCUUCGCCAGGCGGCUGCCGGCUACAUUGGCAGCUUUUUGGCCCGGGCCAAGUUUGUCCCCGUCAUGACGGUGAAGGCCUGUCUGGACCUGCUGGUGCCUUGGCUGCACCGCUACAUCGACAGCCAGGACUCGGGCUCCUUCUGCGACGUCACGCUGCAUGGCCCCUUCUAUGCUGCCUGCCAGGCUGUCUUCUACACGCUUGUCUUUAGGCAUCGUGCCAUCCUGGAGGGGAACAUGCGCAAAGGCCUCGCCUACCUCCAGAGUCUGAACCUGGAGCGCAUCGUAAUGAGCCAGCUGAACCCCCUGAAGGUUUGCCUGCCAUCCGUCGCCAACAUGUUUGCUUCCAUCACCAGAAACUACCAGCUGGUGUUCUGCUACACUGUGAUUGAGCGCAACAACAGGCUGCAGCUGCCCAUGGUGAGGAGCAGCCAGGGGGGUUCCUGCCAACCCACGGACAUGAACCCACUGGACAGCUUCUUCCCCUUUGACCCCUACUUGCUACGGAGGUCAGGGAAGGUGAUCGAACCCAUCUACCAGGUGUGGGAGGAACCCAGUGACCAUGAAGUAAAGGGUCACCAGAAACCAGCAAGACAGGUCUCAACAGAGGAGGAGGACGACUUCCUGCAUGGGGAGACCCUGCAGGCAGACGACGUGGUGGGCAUGACUCCAGGCUCCUAUGAGUCACACCUGCGGAGCCCCAGCAGCGUGGGUUCUCCCCCGGUCACCUUCCUGCAACGGCCCUUUUAGUGGCACUGGGUCACGACACCAUGUCAUACCUAGAAAGCAUCUAUCCAGCAAACUGCUGGCUAGCAGCGCUCAGUUGUCCGCAGAAGAAGGGGCACCAAGUGUCAGGGCGGAGCUAUCUGUCCGUCACUAAUGGUGCUGAACCCUUCAGUCAUAUAUACAGAUGGCUGUUGGUACAAAACCCUCCACUGGGAUAUGGAGGGAAUCAGAGCUUCCCGAUAGCGUGAAUCACAUGGACGCUCUUAGCAGGUGGUCGUCUCUCCGACAGGGUCCAUGGUCACGGGUGUGAGAUGGCCACCUGGAUGGGGACAUCGGAACCCAGUGUCGGUGCCGGUGUAAACCCCACUGGUGCAGUUCUGUUUUGUGAUAUAUCGGCGAUUCCCAAACUCACUGCCCAUCUUUUUACUGCUCAUAGUAUCACUUUAGUAAAUAUUUAAUUUAUGUAUAUAUGUUUUUGUUUGAGAUCCUCUGCGAUGUGGAGGAAACGAGUUAGUUAUAAAGUUCCACUGAUCACACUGUUGGCCCUUUGUUUUGACUGUAACGCACUGAGCGUCGGCUGUGUAACAUUCUGUUUUUUCCUCUCUGCCUCCCCCUCUUUCUACCUCUAUGUGUACUGUGUUAUUUAGGGGUUUAAAGUGGAACGAUGGAGGUUUGUGCUGAGUGGAAAUGCCAGAAUUUGGCUGGUGAAGGUUCCUGCCUGAGGGAGGGGGACUUUUAUUUAAUUAAAUUGAUCUUUUCUUGGAACCAUUCUCCUGCCUUGGUUUUUCACUGGCUGUUGAGUGUAUGAGGCUCUUUUAUCCUUCACAUUAAAACUUUCAUUAUGGUCAAGUGACUCCUUCUGCUGCCUUUGCUUAUUCCUCCGUUUAUUUUCAAAAUUUGUGCCGUUAAGCCUGAAAGACGGUAAAAGAAACGUGUUUGUAGAAUACGGGAUUACCUUCAAUUGACGCUUCUCCAAAAGCGCUUAGAAUGAUUUAGCUCUUACAGCUUGGUAGUUUCUAACUGUGUCAGAGUAAGUCCGUGGAUCAACGGUACCGCAGCACGAGAUGAGAUUUGAGCACAGGUCCUCCA